CUUAGGCGCCUGAUGGAGAAUGAAUUCCUCUACAAUUAUUGCCCAAGGGCACACCGGGCGCCAGGCGGGGCUGAGGCACCCGUGCUGGCGCAGACCUCCACCACGGUCCGGGAAAGCGAGGCGCAGAAUUGGAACCAAAACGCAAGGCAAAAGGAAUCCUACCCUCCAGAAAGAAGUCGGGGCGUGGCCGGGGCGGACCGGCAAGGAGAACAGGGCGGUUAGCAUCAGCACUAUCCGGGCAGGGCUGGGGAGAGCCACCGCCCGGGAACGCAGAGCGAGUGGUGGUUAGGGGAGCCGCCAUGCGCACACCGAAACCCCGACGCCGAGCUCGCCACCUCCAUUCUCGCUGCACUGAAGGAUCCCAUCAAUGCCGACCGGAGUCGGUUACUUAGGGAUUAGAACGUUAAAAAGCUAGAGCCCUAGCCAGUAAGCGCCAUCCCGGUAGCAGGAUACGUACCAACGGAGCGGCGGGAGGACGACGUCCACACUCCCCACGUACAGACGGGUGCCGGGCGCGGCCGCAAAGGUGCUCUGGCGUGUCGUAAAAGGGCCGCGCGUGAGCACAGCUCUGGCAGACGGCUGGGACCCCAUUUUGGACGCCGUCUCUGCUACGAAAAGUUGGGGAACCUGUUGCUCGUCACGGCGAGCUCGGCCCUCUGCCCGGAGCUCGCUGUCAGCCGGCGGGCCUCUCCGGGGCGGUGACCGGGCCGCGCGGACGCUGGCGGCGCGAUGCGGCCCGCGGACGCGGAUGCGAACGAGCAGCGGGUGCCCGAGUAUCCUUGCGGCCGCCCCCCGAGCCCCGCGCGCGCCGCCGCGCCGGGACGUCGCCGCCCUCGAGCGCGAGCACGUGCGCGCGCACCUGCGGGCCCGGCGGAAGCUGCUGGAGGUGGAGAGCCUGCUGGACGAGCUCCAGAGCGAAGUGGACGCCUCGGCCGAGGGCGUCCUGGGUCCCGGCCGCCGCGCGGGCGGCGAGGCGGAGGAGCGGGUGCUGAAGCUGUGCGAGAAGGCGGAGAGGAAGGCCGCCGAGGCCGCGCUGAUGGGGCGGAGGAUCGUGGAGCUCCACCGGCAGAUAGACAGCUGCGGGUGCGCCUGAAAGACGCGGGGGCGGAGGCUUGAGGUCAGAGUUCUGCAAGACAGAAGACACUACCUGCCUGCAGCUGCUGAAGCAAGAGCCCAGACUGGUCAAGGAUGUGGAUGCCGCUGCUUUGAAUCAGAUUGAGAAGCCCCUGGGGGGCUGUUGGGCAUGGAGAGGGGUGGCGUCUGCAUUUUGGCAUUCUGCAGUCUGUCAAAUCAGGAGGAGAGCUGUGUUCUUUUCAUUUUCUUUGUUUGCUUGUUUCUUUUUUUUCAGAAAUGUAAUUUUUCUCUGGCAUGUUAAUUGGUGCACAUCAUAUAGCGUGUCUGGUGAGUAACCUAGAAUAGGGGAUGAGUUCUAGGUACUGUGUGUAUUGGCUGACUUUAGGGUAAACUUUUUUGAUAUAAUCAUGCAUUUCAGGAGCUUCUCUGCCACAACUGAACAUGACAUCUGUGUGGCCUGGAGGGUUUGGGGAGGAGAGCGUGGAUCUGACCAUGGCGGGCCCCAAAAUGAUAGCAGGAAGCAUCUUCCAGCCUGAGAUGAUAUCCAGCGUAGGUCCUCAGAGCAGACCUCACAGGGGUUGAGAGCAGAGCUCUAGCUUCUUAUGAUAAAGUUCACUUGUCUGGAAAAACCAAUGCUGAAAGCCAGUUUUUAGAACCUUUGUACAAAUAACCAAAGCCAUUGACUUGGCCAGGAAAAGGUGAGAUAAAUAAAUUCUUUUCAGAAUGAAA
Ailuropoda melanoleuca (giant panda) is the source of this 1803-nucleotide messenger RNA. It is a transcript of the gene MRFAP1L2, whose product is annotated as Morf4 family associated protein 1 like 2. Lineage: Eukaryota; Metazoa; Chordata; Mammalia; Carnivora; Ursidae. Bases 749 to 1093 code for a protein of 114 amino acids. The record is from RefSeq and is a predicted model, not a curated record. The transcript has 2 exons.